AUGAUUUCGGGCGAUACCAUCCAAGCACGUGCAGCUUUUCUGCGCAAAGAAGCGACUCGGCGAUGGCUCGUAAAGGAUGAAUUACUUUUUCUGCUACUUCACUACAAACUGGUGAGCGUGCCGAUACUUCAGUCGCUCCAGCUGCGGCCACCAAGUGGUACGCUAAUGUUUUACAAUACACUGGAUGUCUCGGGGUACAAGAAAGAUGGCUGGCAAUGGCAAAAGAGAAAGGACAAGAGCGGACGGGUUCGUGAGGACCGUGCGAAGCUUGUAAUUAAUCGAGAAGUCAUUAUCUUGGGAACUUAUGUCCAUUCUGCUGAUACUUCUACUUUUCAUCGAAGGAUUUAUUCCGUGCGAGAUUCAAAGGAGACUAUUGUUCUCGUUCACUACUUUGAUGAGGUGAACAAGGAAGGAACGGGACGUCCAUUUUUGACGGGUGGCAACAAGCCGAGCGAAGGAGUACAACGGUCAUUACCCGUUAUUACAGCAUCAAUGUCGCUUUGUCAGCAAUUAAAUCCAUCUAACUCUACAUCAUCAGAAGAAGAAGCUGAAUGCAUCAUGAAUGGGUGCUUCGAUAUGGACUUUGAGCCACAACCGAUAUCGUGUCAUCCUUCGUCGAUUCGCUCCUCUGACUCGAGUUUGCUGCUACUAAAGGGUAGUAGUAUGGACGGGAUUACGACAGACUUUGGUGUCUACGACCUACUUAAUGACCUGGAUUGUGAAACCUCUUCAGAAAAGAAUAUUUAUGGCUUGGGAGGCCAGCAAACUUUUGAGCUGGCUGAAAUCUCAGACUUUUCACCAGAUUGGGACUUUGGAGAUGGUGGGGCUAAGAUCUUAAUCUGCCUAGCAGCAAAACUCCCAACGAGUCUGUCUCAAGAUCCAAUGAAACUGUUCGUGCAGUUUGGUGCGAAGCGAGUGCGUGCGGAAAAAGUCUCGGAUACAGUACUGCGUUGCUCGGCUCCAAGUUCCCGAGAUCUUGGCAGCGUUGACAUAUACGUCUGUCAUUGGAAUGAAACUUCGCAGCAUGAGAUUGUUCAGCUGUCGCACAAAAGAAAGUUCACGUAUCGAAGUCAUUAUGAAUUGUAUCCGGCACUUGUGGGCGAAAUUGAAACAGACAAACGCGUCUCCGAAGCAAGAGCUAUUGAUUCACUUGAACUUACAGCACCAUAUCCGGUGCAUAACUUUGGCACGGGCAAGCGAGGCCGAUCACCGGCUGUUCGAUUUCAUGCUGUUGGUGGCAGCAAAUGGUCAGAGGAUAAGUCUUCUGGGUUCAACAGGAAUUUGUCGACAUACGUCGAGUCGGAUUUGGACGAGCGACAGUGCAAGAUUCGCGUUGUCGAGCGAUUAUCCGAAUUUCAUCAAGCAAUACGCACAAAGUCCGCGGAGCCUGGCAUUUAUGAUGCAUUUGUAAAUAGUGAUGAUGAGAGGAACAUACCUUCAGAAAAAGAUGAAAAACCAAUUGUGCCGGAUGUGCUGCCACCUUUGGGCUCAUCAAAUAGCCAAGAGGAGUACGCUGUAUCUCAACCGAGCGUACCCGUUGAGCCUUCGGCCACGACAACUUCCUUCAGCGAGACGUGGACUUUGUUGGAAGAUUGUACAAUCGAAGCACUGAGUGACAAAGAGUUGGAGCAGCUUUCCGAAAAACUACUCGAGCGUGUCGUGCGUCAGCUUGUAAAGGUCGCGUACACAAACGAAGAGCUACUUGAGGAGCUCAACUCGCUGGAUGAAGCCGGUUUAAGCUUGCUACACUACGUGAGCUUCUACAACUAUUCUCAGUUGGUGCCUGUACUCGUUGCUCACGGUGCACAUAUUAACCAGCAAAGUACUCAAGGACAAACAGCGCUUCACUUGGCAGCAGGAUGUGGCCACGAUGAAGUAGUCGACGUGCUGUUGCAGUCUGGAGUAGAUUUACAAGCUCAAGACUUUGAUGGUCUUACUGCUGCGGAUCGUGCUGAAAAGUCGGGCCACGCGGACGUUGCUACCAAGCUGCGGCGCCACAUGGGGCACGACAUUUCGAUCGACUUGAGUGUCGUCGAUGGACUAUUCGGAGGAUCGCCGAUGGAUAUUGAUGAUGCCCCGACGCCUUAUAUGGAUGUUGGCGACAUGGGUCUUUUGGAAAGCAAUGACAAUUAUGUACGACCGCCUUAUUCUUACUUAAAUGGUUGUGAGGAUCCUUCUGAGGGUCUUUGUGAGGCAAGCCUAUCGUCGAAAGCGACCUCGUAUGUGGGAGAAAAUCAGGAGCACAACCGAAAACUCUUGCUUGGGGCCUUUUCCACGAUGAGCUUGCACGACAAAUGCGCACUAUCGUUAAGUAUAUCACGAGACUCGGCGGGCCACCCUGCCUGGCGCCAUGAAAGCAUUAUUGGAGAAGAUAUUGUAACCUCUCCUAGUACUAGUAGCACGGGGACACCGGCAGGCUUUGGUUCAUCCCCGGCAAGCAUUGGCAUGGAAGCUCACCUGGUCGGUGCGCGACUAGUACUGUCUGGGGCCGAAAACGAUUCGGAUGUUCAGAGUGUCAUUGCCGAAGACGAGGAAGGUUUAAACAAACUUCAAGCAGCCAUGGAACUCAUGGGCUCGGAAGAGAGACAGUCGUUGGAAGACGAGGUGAUAGUGCUGCAGCAUGGUAUACGCGCAUGGUUGCUCAAGCGGAAUUGCAAGAACAUGCGUGAGGCAACGAAGCAGCUUCGUGAAGCCGCACAAAGUAUCGAGCAGCAAGAAGCCAAGGAGCACUUUUCCCUGGUGGCAAACGAACAAUCAGAGCGAGAGCGUGCCGCUGUGACUGUCCAGGCCGCGACGCGGAGUAUGCUUGCUCGACGAACUUUCCUGCAGACCAAGCAUGUAGCAAUCAAGUUCCAAGCUGCUACACGCGGAGUGCUUUGUCGCAAGAAAUUUGCUCGCAUGAAGGCACAUGCUCUAGCAUCACUGGUUAUCCAGCGCAAUGUUCGUGAGUGGUGGAAUAAGCAGCCGACUGCAUCACGACCAGGAAACCUUGGCAACGACUUCGACAACGAAGAAGAAAAAACUAGACACGGAAGAAGAGAAAACGUCGAUCUCGCUUGA
Messenger RNA from Peronospora farinosa, 3060 nucleotides. NCBI's taxonomy places the organism in Eukaryota, Oomycota, Peronosporomycetes, Peronosporales, Peronosporaceae. The record is from the annotation of a GenBank genome assembly.